AUGAGAUUUAGACAAUACCCGGUUGCCAUUAAGGGCGAUAUACAAGACAUGUUUCUUAGAGUCAAAGUUCGCGCGGAGGAUCAAAACGCUCAAAGUUUUUUAUGGCGGGGAAUGGAUAGAAAAAAUCCCCCAAAAGAAUACGUAAUGACCUCUUUAAUAUUUGGGUCAAAAUCAUCUCCUUGUAGCGCUAAUUACAUAAAGAACACGAAUGCCAGGGAAUUCACGAAUAUUAUGUCUGAAGCAGUCUCAGCAAUAAUAAAUAAUACAUAUAUGGAUGAUUUUCUUCUCAGCGUGAUAUCUAAAACGAAGGCUACCAAAAUAAUAACUCAAGUUUCUGAAAUCAAUUCAAAGGCCGGUUUUCACAUGCAUGAAUGGUCUAGCAACAGUCCUGAUGUUUUAAAGUCGAUAGAACAAGAUAGCACAAAUAGUUCUGUUGACCUUAGAUUAAAUAGCGUUGAAGACAAAUCUGACAAAGUCCUUGGACUACGUUGGGACACAAAUUCCGACACAUUUACCUUUAAUUUAGGACUAAACAAAAUUCCCGCAAAAUUGUUAACAGAAGCUAAACCUCCAACAAAAAGAGAGUUUUUAAAAAUAAUAAUGUCGAUUUUUGAUCCAUUGGGAUUCUUGUCACCAUUCACUGUUAAAUCAAAGAUUCUCAUGCAAGAAAUUUGGAUAAGUGGAAUUAAUUGGGAUUCACCUUUGGCUGAUGACGAAAGAGAAACUUGGCAAUCGUGGCUAGCAGAAUUAAGACAGGUGGGCGCGUGCUCGGUGCAGCGAUGCUACUUAUAUUCGAACGAAAAUGUAAAAAGAACCGAAUUGCAUGUCUUUUGCGACGCGAGUAAAAGAGCUUACGCAGCUGUAGCCUAUUGGAGGUUCGAAAAGGCAGACGGUCAAAUUGAAACAAGCAUUAUUGCUAAUAAAAGUAGAGUAGCACCCUUAAAGCCACUCUCGAUCCCCCGAUUAGAAUUACAAGCCGCUUUACUGGGAAGUCGCCUCGCGCAAACAAUAGAAAAAGAGCAUAAUUUAAAAAUAGAUCAACGAAUUUUAUGGUCAGACUCGCGCACGGUAAUAUUAUGGUUAAAGUCAGAUCCAAGAUUCUAUCACACAUUCGUCGCCCAUAGAUUAGGAGAAAUUUGCGAAUUAACUUCACCCUCAAAUUGGAGAUGGGUCCCUACGAACGAUAACCCAGCAGACGAUGCAACAAAAUUCAGUAAAACCCCGUUAAAUUCAAAUCAACGAUGGUUCUUUGGACCACCGUUUUUAAAAAAAAGAGAAUCCGACUGGCCAGAUCAAACCGCGAUAUUUAACGAAGAUUCUGUCAAUUUAGCAAGCGCCGAAAAGAAAGGUCCGAAUGUUGCAACAUUGGUCAUAGCGAAAGAUAAAUGCAUACCUGUUGCCUCGAACUUUUCCUCCUAUAAACGGUUAUUAGGCAGCACAGCGCAAAUGUUAUUGGCGAUAGAUAAAAUGAAAGGAAAUAAAAAUCGAACUUUGUCCGUUGAACAUUUACAAGCUGCAGAAAAAUUAAUAUUGAUAGAAUCGCAAAAGCAGAGUUUUUCAGAUGAGAUAAAGGAAUUGCAACACGGUAGUCCAAUAAAAAAAUCUAGUCGCCUUGCAAAUUUGAACCCAAAACUGUCAAAUGACGGAUUACUGAGAUUAGAGAGUAGAGUAGCCGACAAAGUUGAUAUUUCCUUUGACAAUGAACCGAUAAUUUUGGACGGUAAACAUCACGUCACAAGAUUGUUGUUAGAGGAAUAUCAUAUUGCACAAAAACACGGGAGUCCUAAUACAGUAAUAAACGAAAUUCGCCAAAAAUAUUGGAUUUUAAAUUUGAGAAAUUCCUUGCGAUCAAUCGGAACGCAUUGUCAGUAUUGUAAAUUAAGAAGCGAAAAACCAAAAGUGCAAAUAAUGGGGAAAUUACCUUCCGCGAGGUUAGCGUAUAAAAAACGACCGUUUUCCUAUUGCGGUCUAGAUUAUUUUGGACCUCUAUCGAUCACAGUCGGAAAGAAAACCAGACUAUCGAAAGGAAAGCACAAACGUUGGGUGGCGUUGUUUACGUGCUUAACAACCCGAGCCAUCCACUUAGAGUUAGUGGAUAAUUUAAGUGCUGAUUCUGCCAUAAUGGCUCUUUGUAGAAUGUCAAAUCGGAGAGGUCGACCCCUUGAAAUCCAUUCUGAUAAUGGCACAAAUUUUCGAGGGGCGGAUAAAGAAUUACGAGAAUCUCUACGAUUUGACGUUCAACAAGAAUCCGCCACUAGAAAAGGGAUCAAAUGGUGUUUCAUUCCCCCGGGAACACCUCACAUGGGAGGUUCGUGGGAACGUAUGAUACGCUCAGUAAAGGUAGCGCUGAAGAUGAUACUGAAAGAACAGUCUCCCAAAGAAGAGACGCUGCGCACCCUUUUAACCGAAGUAGAACAUUCGGUUAAUUCGCGACCCCUUACCGAUGUGUCCUUAGAUCCGCGAGAUGAUGAAGCCUUAACGCCAAAUCACUUCUUGAUUGGCACCUCCUCUGGCAAUUUAACUUAUCGACGACACGAACAACAAAUUGAAUGUCCAAAAAAGCAAUGGGAAAUAGCACAGUAUUUUGCCGAUUGCUUCUGGAAGCGAUGGUUAAGAGAAUACCUGCCUACAUUGCUUCCAAGAAAAAAGUGGCAUUCAGAAUCUGAAUCAUUGAAAAUAGGCGAAGUGGUUGUGAUCGCCGAUCAUCAGUCAUCGCGAAAUAUGUGGUUAAAAGGGAUAGUUGAACGAACGUUUCCCGGACGCGAUAAUCUAGUACGCGUUGUAGAGGUGCGCACAAUAAAAGGUACAUUUAUAAGACCGAUCAUAAAGCUCAUAAAAUUAACAGAAGUACAAGCCCCAUAG
Leptopilina boulardi is the source of this 2862-nucleotide messenger RNA. RefSeq lists its product as uncharacterized. NCBI's taxonomy places the organism in Eukaryota, Metazoa, Arthropoda, Insecta, Hymenoptera, Figitidae. Gene Ontology annotation, molecular function: nucleic acid binding. Gene Ontology annotation, biological process: DNA integration. Bases 1 to 2862 code for a protein of 953 amino acids. The transcript has a single exon. The record is from RefSeq and is a predicted model, not a curated record.